This is a messenger RNA of Scylla paramamosain (green mud crab), 2986 nucleotides long. Its product is annotated as MIT domain-containing protein 1-like. Bases 1738 to 2460 code for a protein of 240 amino acids. The record is from RefSeq and is a predicted model, not a curated record. Lineage: Eukaryota; Metazoa; Arthropoda; Malacostraca; Decapoda; Portunidae. The transcript has 7 exons.
UAAUUAACCAGGUGACCGGAGUUUAGGAUCAAGUAUACAAGACCAUUCGAUUAUUAUUAUUAUUUUCCCCUCACUUUCCUUCAAUGUUAUUCCUAUCACCAUCCAGUUACUAUUUUUUCGCUCGUUAUCCUUCACUGCUUGUCCUGUCAGCGCUCCCAGACGCAAGACUAUUCCCCGCACCUUUCCAGUACAUAAGAGUAUCAAAUUACUGGUGAAUUGAGAUGAAAAAUGCAAAUAAAUAUAUAAAUAACGAGAGGGAAGCUGCUUACUAAUUGUUUGUUUAGCUUUAAAAUUAGGGACGAUUUUUUUUCUUUUCUUUUCUCCACGAUUUUUUUUUUUUUAAUAUUUUUUCUCCUUUCUUUCUUUUUUCUUGUUUUUCCUUAUUUGUAAGUAACUUCAGCACCCAUUUAAGCCUUGCAGUGACCCGAGGCGACCACAGUGACCUCCCGGCUACUAAGAAUGUCAGUUACUUAAAAAUCAUUAUGAAAAAUAAAGGCAAAAAUAUGAAAAUAAGUUAAAAUUUACUUUCCUGUCAAGUGUGUUUGGGUCAGACAGACAGACAGACAAUGACUACAGAGGAUAGGUUAGGUUAGGUGGCAGUAGUAGUAGUAGUAGUAGUAGUAAUAGUAGUAGUAAUAGUGAUAAUAGUAAUAGUAGUAGUAGUAGUAAUGUUAUAGUAAUAAUAGUAGUAGUAGGUUAGGUUUGGUUAAGUAAUAGUAGUAGUGUAAUAAUGAUAACAAUAAUAGUAGUAGUAGUAGCAGUAAUAGUACCAUAACAGUAGUACACACACACACACACACACACACACACACAACAAUAUAACAAACAAAUUAAUGAGACUAAAGUUCUUUAUUAAACCUGUAUUGAAAAUUUGCAGUCCACACAUCAACAGAUUCAAUGGAGACACUUUUUAAACCAGACGUGGUGACUGAUGGUGACGCAGCCAGCCGGGGGAGUGUGUGCUGCCCCCCACCCCAACACACACACACACACACACACACACACAUACACACACACACACACACACACACACACACAAAGUCAGGGCUGCCAGUGACAUGACAUCAGUGUUUCAGUGCAAGGGUUGGGUUAAGUAUGGAUUAAUGCAGCUGAAAAUGCAUGAAGUGUUUAUGAGCAUCUACAAGAACUGGGAUUAAAAAGAAUAGAUUUUGCAAUUUCUUUUGAGUUUAUUGAUUGAAAGUGGCUGGAGAACAAGUGAAGAUAUCUCAGAAUGCCAGGUAAUUAAGGAAAGAUACACCAGUUAGCGCUGAAAGACUUGUAAUCCACUCACUGUAUAGAUCAGGAUUAAAAUAAAUAAAUAAAACAUCAUAUUUUUGCCCAUAAAUUAAGUUACUACCUCCAAACCAGCAGCCUAAGAUCAUUUUCAUCGAGGCGAACAGGACAGGAGAGCAGUGGUGAAGUGUGUGGCAGGGUGGAGCGAGCCUUGCCCUAUGCACAGCCAACACUGACCAGCCACUCCCUCGACAAAGGCCAAAAGAAUCAUGGAGAAUUGGAAAACAUCUUGAAGCCUCCCUCCUGAAAGAGUUCAAGUCACAGGCAGGGAAAUACAGCAGCAGGCAGGGAGUUGAUGGGUCACAGUGGCCCUGCACUCUGCUACACUGGGAACACACUCGGAAACACUCAGCUCUCACCAUUGCUGUUUUCCAAGGCCACAGAGAUAGUCAGCACAGUUCUCAUGAGUGUUUUUCCAACACCACCAUCACCACCACCACUACCAUGGGGACCCCUGAGGCCGCGGCGGUGCAGGUGUUGACCCGUGCAGUGCAGCUUGACUCAGAGAAGAAGUAUGGAGAGGCACUGGCUUGUUACGAGCAGGGAAUCAGGCUGUUACUGCAGGCGUCCAGAGAGGUGCACGAUGAGUCUAAGCGCGCAUACUUCCGCAAGAAGACAGAGGAGUACCUGGGGCGGGCGGAGGCGGUGAAGGCAGCAGCAGCGAGGCAGCGUGCUGAUACCUGCACCCACAGGCAGAUCCAGAUAGCAGAGGGGUCAACAGGUCACAGCUACGAGACGGUGUUUGGUCCAGUCAUCACCCCGGCCCUGACUGAGGUGGUGGUGGAGGACGCGUACAUCCGCUCCACUCAUCAGAUUUACAAUUUCCUCCACCUGUGCGAACUCUUGGUGAGGAAAGCGGAGAAACUUUCCUCCAUCUCUCUUAUUACCUCCCUCGACCCCUCCGACCCUGACAUGCAGAGAGACAGACUGAGAGAGAUAGAAGGGUCACUGCAGAAACACAGUGUCUCUCUCAACACAACUUUCUCUCAGACCAUCCAUGACAGAGAGAUUAGGCUAAACAAUGGGUGGGUAGUCAAGAUAGGACGUGGCCUUGACUACUUCAAGAAGGCGGAUGGUCGGUUCUCGGUCGGAUGGUCUGACUAUCACUUCCGCCCCUGCCACCAGACCACCAUUGACCUGUACUAUCAACCGCCGCCGCCAUCUUGAUAGUAGGAAUAGUAAAGUGCUCUCUCUCUCUCUCUCUCUCUCUCUCUCUCUCUCUCUCUCUCUCUCUCUCUCUCUCUCUCUCUCUCUCUCUCUCUCUCUCUCUCUCUCUCUUUCUGUAAAAUCUAGAUAGGACAAGAAAAAGAAGAAGGAAGAAAGGAGAGAAGUAAAGAGGAAGAGGGAUAGAAAGAAGAGACACAAAAAUAAAGAGAAAGAAUGAGAGGAAAGAAACAAUUAAGAAAAGCAGGAAAUGAAAAAAGAAGGGAGAGAGAGAGAGAGAGAGAGAGAGAGAGAGAGAGAGAGAGAGAGAGAGAGAGAGAGAGAGAGAGAGAGAGAGAGAGAGGAAAUAAAAAAGAAGACAUUUGUAUUAAAAUUGUGUGUGUGUGUGUGUGUGUGUGUGUGUACAGGGAACACUAUAUGUAAAUAUACUUAACUUCUAAUUACACUUUUACACUACUAAAGAUAAAAAAAAUGUAAUAACCAACUGUGACAUGUAAUUUUAUAUGUAAUUGAUUAUAUACAUUUGUUA